AUGGUCAGGAGAGCUUUGGUUGUAGUCGACUUGCAGGAAGAUUUCCUACCGCCCGAUGGCACCUUGGCCAUCAAGGAGGGGAGAUCGAUUGUGCCGCGCAUCAACGAGUUGAUCAAGGGCGAGCAAUUGCGGCAGUGGGCGUUGGUGGUUGCGACUCAGGACUGGCAUCCUGCAAACCACGCGUGUUUUGCUUCUCAGCAUGGCGUGGAGCCAUUCACGCAACGGGAGUUUGCCCGGCCCCAGUCCGAGGCUGGUGAAAAGCAAAUGCAGGUGUUGUGGCCUGAUCACUGUGUUCAAGGCACACACGGAUCACGCCUCGCGCCUUCGUUUGCCGAUGCAUUUGAGCGGAUUGGCGACAAGACGAAAACAGCCGUGGUGAGGAAAGGGUACUUGCAGGACAGAGAGUUCUACUCGUGUUUCCAAGAUUGCUGGGGUCUCCAUCAUACUGAAAUGGAGUCCAUCUUGCAGGAGAAUCAAGUGGACCAAGUUGUUUUCGUUGGUUUGGCGUACGAUUACUGCGUGUUGAGGUCCGCCGUCGACUGCGCUAAAAAGUGGAAGAGCUUUGUUGUUAAGAAGUUGUGCAAGAGCGUUAGUCCCGAGAAGGAAGAUGAGACCGAUGCCACGUAUCGAAAGAAUGGCGUUGUUAUUGUUGACGACGUGCUGGAGAUACUAUAG
Molecule: messenger RNA, 675 nt
Organism: Lodderomyces beijingensis
Lineage: Eukaryota; Fungi; Ascomycota; Pichiomycetes; Serinales; Debaryomycetaceae
Source: the annotation of a GenBank genome assembly